CAAGCCCAGGGUGACAAGGAUGAGGUGGAGAUGUGUGUGGUUGUGUUUCCUUUCUUUGUCUGUUGCCAGUGUCAUUGAUGUCCAAGCUAGACUGGUUCGCAACCAUGUCAGCAGCAUCUGCAGCACUUGGGGAAGAGAGCACUUCAAGACAUUUGAUGGUGAUGUGUACCAGUUCCCUGGUAUGUGUGAAUACAACCUGGCCUCAGACUGCCAUGAGUCCUACCAGGAGUUCUCAGUGCACAUGAAGAGGAAAGAGAAUGAUGGAAACCCUACAGUCAGUUAUGUGGUGGUCACCAUCAAUGACCAUUUAUUCCACCUCACUAAGAGCCAGGUCACUGUGAAUAGUCUUCCUAUCAAAAUGCCAUACUACAACGCAGGGGUCCAAGUGGAAAGAAAUGCUGUUUACAUCAAGCUCCAAUCUAAAGUCGGCCUCAUUGUCACGUGGAAUGGUGAUGAUGCAGUCAUGGUGGAACUGGAUCCUGAUUAUGCUAAUCGAACUUGUGGACUUUGUGGAGACUUCAAUGGUGUUUCUGUCUACAAUGAGUUCAUUCAUAAUGGUCGCAAAAUGAGCCCCAUUGAGUUUGGCAACAAUCAGAAAGUCCAUCGUCCAAACGACAAUUGCGAGGACCCUUUUGAAGAGGAAGAUGAAUCACUGGAGGCUGUUACUGUGCCGGAUUCAUGCAAGGAGUUUCAAACCACCUGUGAACGAAUGCUUCGUUCAGAGUCCUGGAGCUCCUGCACCAAACUGAUUAACCCUGAACCUUACAUCCAGGCCUGUGUGCAGGACAUGUGUGGCUGCAACAACAGAACAAAUGACUUCUGUGUCUGCAGCACGCUUUCGGAGUUGUCUCGACAGUGCUCCCACGCAGGAGGGCAGCCUCCCAACUGGAGGACACCUCAGUUCUGUGCUAAACAGUGCCCAUUCAACAUGGUUUAUGAAGAGAGUGGUUCCCCUUGUAUAGACACAUGCACACAUCUGGACACAAGUUCACUGUGUGAAGGCCACAAAAUGGAUGGCUGCUUCUGUCCUCCUGGAACUGUGUUUGAUGAUAUUUCCUUGAGAGGGUGCAUUGCUCAAUCUGAAUGUCAGUGCAAGCACGACAAAAUCUAUAACCCUGGUGAAGUUUACCGACAGGACAGAGAGGAAUGCACAUGUUUUGAGGGUAGAUGGGCUUGUGAGAGCCUUCAGACUCCUGCUACAUGUGCAGUGGAAGAGGGUUCACAUGUAACUACAUUUGAUGGGAAAACUUACACCUUUCAUGGAGACUGUUUCUACACCCUAGCCAAGGUGGAAAGCAAGACUGAUUCAAGUCCAAAGUUUACCAUCCUGGUUCAGUUGGUGCCAUGUAGACAUCUAGAGUCUGACACUUGUCUUAAGACCCUUAAAAUCCUGCUGAACAAUGACAAAAACAACGUGUUGACGUUCACUUCCGAUGGUACAGUAAAGCAGAAUAUGCAGACUAUCACUUUGCCACACCACUCAGGUGACAUCAACAUAUUCCAUGCUUCAUCCUUUCACAUCUUGCUCCAGACCAGCUUUGGGUUGCAAAUUCAGAUCCAGCAUGUGCCUGUCAUGCAAGUCUAUGUCAGCCUGGAACAGAGCUACAGAGCAAAGACACGUGGUUUAUGUGGGAACUACAACAUGGUCCUGUCUGAUGACAUGAAGACUCCACAGGGGAUCGUGGAGGGAACAGCAGCAACUUUUAGUAACUCCUGGAAGGCUAACUUCAUGUGCCGAGACAGAGAGGAAAGACUUGAUGACCCCUGUGCCUUCAGUGUGGAAAAUGAGAAUUACGCAAAACACUGGUGCACCUUGCUACUAAGUCCAAACAGUACCUUUGCACAGUGCCAUUCAGUGACGGAUCCUGAGAUGUACUACAAGCGAUGUACUUAUGCUAGCUGUAACUGUGAGAAGAGUGAGGCCUGCCUCUGUGCUGUCUUCUCCUCCUAUGCCAGAGCUUGUGCAUCAAAGGGAGUGUUCCUGACAGACUGGAGACAGAAUGUUUGCGAUAAAUACACAAGGAGCUGUCCAGCAUCUCAGACCUUCUCUUACAAGAAUCAGAGAUGCCAGCUGACUUGCAGAUCGUUGGGCGCAAAGCAGAAAAGCUGCACUUCUGACUUCUUGCCUGUGGAUGGCUGCUCCUGCUCAGAGGGUCUCUACCUAAAUGAAAACGGUUUGUGCGUCCCCAUGGCAAAAUGCUCCUGCUACCAUAAUGAAGUCUACAUCCAGGCAGGAAAGUCCAUCAGCAUGAAAGACGAGCACUGUGUGUGCACUAAUGGAAUACUUCAUUGCCAUUCUAUGAGAUCCCGCUCAUCAAUAUGCCCUUUUCCAAAAGUAUUCUACAACUGCUCCACUGCAGGCACAGGAGAGCUUGGACUGCAGUGUGCUCGAACUUGUUUAAAUCUGGACAGCAAUGAUUGUGACUCCACAGAGUGUGAAUCUGGCUGUCAGUGUCCAGGUGGCCUUAUUGAUGAUGGCAAAGGCUCCUGUGUGAAAGAAAAUGAAUGUCCAUGUCAGCAUGAUGGGCGUCUUUAUAGUGCUGGAACAAAAAUCCCUAACCAGUGCAACAGCUGUACCUGCAAAAAUGGAAACUGGGAGUGCACAGAGAAAAAAUGUCCUGGAACUUGCAUUAUUUAUGGGAGUGGUCACUACAAUACAUUUGAUCAGCGAACAUAUGGGUUUCAAGGACAUUGCGAAUAUGUUGCUGUUAAGAACAACUGUGGGACUAAAACAGUACAGGACAACUUUGGUGUUAUCACAGAAAAUGUACCAUGUGGAACUACAGGUACUACAUGCUCCAAAAUUGUCCGAAUCCAACUGGGGCGAAUGGAAGUCAAACUAUCAAAGGGUCACUAUAAGGAAGAGGACCUUGGAGAUGGCCCUCAGAUUCAGUACAAAAUAAGGAGGGUUGGGUUGUAUCUGGUUAUAGAAUCUGCCAUUGGUCUGACAGUGAUGUGGGAUCGCAAAACAACUGUUCGCGUCCUCCUAGAACCACGGCACAGCGGAGAGGUAUGUGGCCUGUGUGGAGAUUUUGACGGUGAUGGACAGAAUGACUUCACCACCCAGGGUCAGCUGGCAGUGAGCAAUCCAUUAGAGUUUGCAAACAGUUGGAAAGUGUCAAGCAGCUGCGCAGAUGUGGAAAUGAAUGUUGACCCUUGUGGAGCAAGACCUAAUAGACAUCACUGGGCAAAAAUGAUGUGCAGCAUUAUAAUUGCAAAGGAUGGUACUUUCAAAGACUGCCACUAUAAGGUAGAUCCCCAUCCAUUUUAUGAAAACUGUGUGACAGACUCAUGUGCUUGUGACUCUGGAGGAGACUGUGAGUGUUUCUGCACAGCAGUUGCAUCUUAUGCUCAAGCUUGUAAUGAGGCCGGUGUCUGUGUUGCAUGGAGAACUCCAGAGAUCUGUCCUGUCUUUUGUGACUACUACAACAGCCCAGGUGAAUGCAAAUGGCACUACAACCCUUGCCACACACCUUGCUACAAGACCUGCUUGAAUCCACAAGGAAUUUGUAGCAACCCUAUACCCCACCUGGAAGGCUGUUACCCUGUAUGCCCAGAAGAUAAGCCCAUAUUUGAUGAGAAGACCCAGAUGUGUGUGGAGGAAUGUCCAGGUUGCUUUUACAAUGGAACUAGAUAUGAGGAAAAUGAUGUUAUUUACAACGUGACUGACAAUUUGGGAACGUGCUACCAUGCAAUAUGCUUUAAUGCAACAGUGAUAUUUGGAAAUGAAAUCUGCACAACACCUGAACCUCCAACUACAACACCAGUGUCAACUAUAACCACACAAACUACAACUGAACCUCCCCCAGUGCCAACUACAACCACACAAACUACAACUGAACCUCCCACAACAACCCCAGUGCCAACUACAACCACAGAAGCUACAACUCCUACCACUACUCCGUGUAUUACAACCUGCGAGUGGUCAGACUGGUAUGAUGUGCAUAACCCUCAAAAGGACAAAAGUGACUGGGAAACAUACAAGAACAUCACAGAUAGUGGUCUACAAAUAUGCAAAAAACCCACAGAAAUUGAUUGUAGAGCAACAAUUUCUCCUAACAAAGACUUCAAUGACUUUGUGAGUGAAACUGGCCAAGUUGUUACCUGUGAUGUUGGAUAUGGUCUGAUAUGUCGAAAAGAGGAUCAGGUCAGACCUCCACGGAAAUGCUUCAACUAUAAGAUCAGAGUAUGUUGUGAGGUAGAGAUAUGUAUUACUACAACCACAGUGCCAACUACAACCACAGGGCCAACUACAACCACACAAACUACAACUGAAACUCCAACUACAACCACACAAACUACAACUGAAACUCCAACUACAACCACAGUGCCAACUACAACCACAAAAGUUCCAACUGAACCUCCAACUACAACACCAGGGCCAACUACAACCACACAAACUACAACUGAAACUACAACUACAACCACAGUGCCAACUACAACCACAGUGCCAACUACAACCACACAAACAACAACUGAACCUCCCACUACAACCACAGUGCCAACUACAACCACAAAAGGUCCAACUGAACCUCCAACUACAACACUAGGGCCAACUACAACCACACAAACUACAACUGAAACUCCAACUACAACCACAGUGCCAACUACAACCACAAAAGUUCCAACUGAACCUCCCACUACAACACCAGGGCCAACCACAACCACACAAACUACAACUGAACCUCCCACUACAACCACAGUGCCAACUACAACCACAAAAGGUCCAACUGAACCUCCAACUACAACACCAGGGCCAACUACAACCACACAAACUACAACUGAACCUCCAACUACAACACCAGUGACAACUACAACCACACAAACUACAACUGAAACUCCAACUACAACCACAGUGCCAACUAUAACCACACAAUCUACAACUGAACCUCCAACUACAACCACAGUGCCAACUACAACCACACAAACUACAACUGAAACUCCAACUACAACCACAGUGCCAACUACAACCACACAAACUACAACUGAACCUCCCACUACAACCACAGUGCCAACUACAACCACACAAACUACAACUGAAACUCCAACUACAACCACAGUGCCAACUACAACCACAAAAGGUCCAACUGUACCUCCAACUACAACACCAGGGCCAACUACAACCACACAAACUACAACUGAAACUCCAACUACAACCACAGUGCCAACUACAACCACACAAACUACAACUGAACCUCCCACUACAACCACAGUGCCAACUACAACCACACAAACUACAACUGAACCUCCCACCACAACACCAGGCCAACUACAACCACAAAAGGUCCAACUGUACCUCCAACUACAACACCAGGGCCAACUACAACCACAAAAGGUCCAACUGAACCUCCAACUACAACCCCAGUGCCAACUACAACCACAGAAGCUACAACUCCUACCACUACUCCGUGUAUUACAACCUGUGAGUGGUCAGACUGGUAUGAUGUGCAUAACCCUCAAAAGGACAAAAGUGACUGGGAAACAUACAAGAACAUCACAGAUAGUGGUAUACAAAUAUGCAAAAAACCCACAGAAAUUGAUUGUAGAGCAACAAUUUCUCCUAACAAAGACUUCAAUGACUUUAGGAUCAGUGCCAACUACAACCACAAAAGGUCCAACUGUACCUCCAACUACAACCACAAAAGGUCCAACUGAACCUCCAACUACAACACCAGGGCCAACUACAACCACACAAACUACAACUGAACCUCCAACUACAACACCAGUUCUAACUACAACCACACAAUCUACAACUGAAACUCCCACUACUACCACAGUGCCAACUACAACCACAAAAGGUCCAACUGAGCCUCCAUCUACAACACCAACUACAGAAUGCUUCUGUAUAGUUAAUGGCAAGCAUUAUAGUCCAGGGGAUGUAAUAUUUGACAUGGAACACAUUGGAUCAGGUGUAUGUCUCACAAUGACAUGUUCUGCUAUUUGUGAGAUUCACAACAAGACUGAAAUUUGCACGACUACGGCUAUGCCUUCAACCACUCCUUCAACCACUCCUUCUGUACCUACCUGCCCUGAAUGGGAUGUAGGACAAAAUGAUACUUUUUAUCUGUGCAACUGCACCAUGGCCAGAUGCAUUGAGAACAAUACAAUUGAAAUAAUUCCAUAUGAAUGUCCACCUAUUGAGAACAUCACUUGUGCCAAUGGAAAGAAACCAGUUCUUGUGUAUGAUGAGUACUUCUGCUGCCGACAUUACGCUUGUGACUGUGUAUGUGAAGGCUGGGGAGAUCCUCAUUACAACACAUUUGAUGGACUUUAUUACAGUUAUCAAGGAAAUUGUACUUAUGUCUUGAUGGAAGAGAUUUUUCCAAAACACAACUUGAAGAUUUAUAUUGACAAUGUCUUUUGUGAUCCCACUGAAGAUGUUUCUUGUCCGAGAUCGAUAAUUAUAUCAUACAAUGGACAUGUUUUCACGCUCAUAAAUCAUAACCUUGUUGGAGCAGCACGGUUAGAGGCACUCAAAGAUGGAGCAUCUCUGAAGCUACCUUAUUUACCCACACAAACAGGUGUUAAGAUCUUGAAUUCUGGCAUUAACUUGAUUUUGGAGAUCCUUCGUCUAAAUGUGGUCAUUACAUUUGGAAUCACUGGCUUUAGUGUCAAUCUUCCAUUUAAAAACUUUGGCAAUAACACACAGGGUCAUUGUGGAACAUGCAAUAACAACCAGACUGAUGACUGCAUGUUGCCUGGAGGCCAGCUAGUGGAAAGUUGUGCCGUAAUGGCUGACUAUUGGCUUACCAAGGACAUAUCUCAACCUAACUGCCAGAUACCAUCUGUACUGCCCACCAGUAAACCUGAACCUCCACCAACUCCUUGCAGGCCAGACUCCAUGUGUGAUCUGCUGAAGAGCAGUGUCUUUGCAGAAUGCCAUCCCUUUGUCUCACCUGACAAUUUCCACCGAGGUUGUGUUUUUGAUAGCUGCCAUGUUUCCAACCCAGUAGUGGAGUGCACAAGUUUGCAGACUUACGCUGCUGUCUGUGCUCAGGCAGGGGUUUGCAUUCACUGGAGGAAUCAUACAAACUGUGUGCAAGUGCCUGCCCAUCAAACAAAGUGUACAAGCCAUGUGGUCCUGCAGAACAGCCAACCUGUGAAGACAACCCUAAUGAACUAACCAUGAACUUCACCACUGAGGGCUGCUUUUGUCCUGAGGGAAUGAAACUCUUCAACAAAGAGUCUGGCCUAUGUGUUAAUAA
This is a messenger RNA of Micropterus salmoides (largemouth bass), 7205 nucleotides long. RefSeq names its product mucin-2-like. The transcript is spliced from 37 exons. Gene Ontology annotation, cellular component: extracellular matrix. Bases 20 to 7123 code for a protein of 2367 amino acids. Gene Ontology annotation, molecular function: protein binding. The record is from RefSeq and is a predicted model, not a curated record. Lineage: Eukaryota; Metazoa; Chordata; Actinopteri; Centrarchiformes; Centrarchidae.